UUUUGAAACAAUUUAUGUAAACAAACGUGCACAGCAAACUCAAAUGUAGUGGAAAAUUUUCUUGCAAGUGUUGAGAUUUUCUUUUUUAUUAAACGAUGGCUGGAAGGGGUAAAAGGAAAAAUGGGGACGAUAAUGGAUUUGCAGAGUGGGGGGGUUAUAUGGCAGCUAAAAUUUCUAAACUAGAAAAUCAGUAUUUGAAUGAACAAUUCAAUGAAGUACAAGAAGAUGAUAAACUAAGCAAUGUAUUUUCAAAUGUUGCAAUUUAUGUCAAUGGAUACACCAGUCCAACUGCAGAAGAACUGAAGCGCAUCAUGCUGGCCAAUGGAGGAGUUUACCACCAUUACUAUAAUUCAAAAACUACUACUCAUAUAAUUGCGUCCAACUUGUGCGGUGCUAAAAUCAAGAAACUCAAGGGUGACGAAAAAUUUGUCAAGCCAGAAUGGAUUGUUGAAAGUCUGAAAGCCAAUACGUUAUUGGAUGUGAAGCCCUAUUUGCUUUACACUGGUUUAACGUUAGACAAAGGGCAACAAAAGUUGGACAUUGCUUCAAUUCAGAAGAAAAAUGAUGACAAUCAAACAGCAAUAGAAAGGAAAAUUGAUGAAGCACAUUCCUCUGAACCAGUUCCACCUGGUGAUAUUACUAGACAUUCAAGAGAAAUGAAACGCGCAGGAGAAGACGAUUUUUUAUCUGAAUUUUACAAACGCUCAAGGCUUCACCACAUUUCCACAAUGGGAGCGUUAUUCAAAAGACAUGUGACUGAGCUUCGAGAGAAAAAUGAUGGUGUUUUUCCAGGCAUGGAAAGUAUUGAAAACUGGAAGAACUUGACUGGUUGCCUAGGAAACCACAAGUGUGAAGAAACUGUUUUCAUGCACAUUGACAUGGAUUGCUUCUUUGUCUCGGUUGGACUGCGCAACUAUCCAUCGUUGGUGGGUAAACCGGUUGUUGUGACCCAUGCAAGAGCUGACGCUAAACCGCUUCCAAGACGCGAAGGCAGCAAUCGAGAAUAUGAAUUUGAUUGCUAUAAAGAACAUUGGAUCAAAAAAUCGAAAUUUUCUGAAAAUAACAGCAAUGCUGUUGAUACGGUGGCUACGCUUUCAGAUGUUUUUCCACGACUUCAGGAUUUGGAUGAAACUUGUUCCAUGUCCGAAAUCGCUUCGUGUAGCUACGAAGCUCGCGCAGCUGGAAUUUAUAAUGGAAUGUUCAUGGGAGGUGCCUUGAAAUUAUGUCCUAAUCUGGUUGCCAUUCCUUACGAUUUUGAAGGAUACAAGGAGGUGUCCACUUCGCUGUACAAUACUGUUGCCGCGUACACUUUGGACUUGGAAGCCGUCAGCUGUGAUGAGUUGUACGCAGACAUUACCUCCGUUUUACGCCAAAGUGGACUCACGCCGGCCGAGUUUGCUACUCAUUUGAAAGAAGUCAUCUGUAAUAAGACACAGUGUAACGCCUCUGUCGGAAUGGGCCCGAAUAUGCUGAUGGCUAGGCUUGCAACCAAAAAAGCCAAACCGAACGGACUGUUUUAUAUCAACAAGAAAGACAUGAAUGAAUUUAUGAAGGACCACAAAAUAGAAGAUCUGCCGGGUGUGGGAAGGUCCAUGGCUCAUCGACUUCAUGGCAUGGGCGUUCGCACUUGUGUUGAAAUGCAGCAAGUAAGCUUGGGAAAGCUCCAACAAGAAUUUGGUCAAAAGCAAGGACAAACAUUAUAUCAUAUGUGCCGGGGAGAAGAUAAACGCGCUCUAAAGACGGACCACGUUCGAAAAUCUGUUUCGGCAGAUAUAAAUUAUGGAAUUCGUUUCGCAAAUGAUCAGGAAAUGCACAAAUUCGUUCAAGAACUGUCCAUUGAAGUGUCCAAACGAAUGGAAGAAAUUCACGUGAGAGGAAAACUGUUGACUUUGAAGCUCAAAAUCCGCGCCAAAGAUGCCCCUGUAGAAACAGCGAAAUUUAUGGGUCACGGAGUAUGUGAUAGCAUUUCUCGAUCCACAACAUUGUGUUCUGCCACUCGAGACACCAAAAUCGUCGAAAAAGAAGUUCAAAUCCUUUUAAAACAACUCAAAGUUGAUUGCUGCGAGUUGCGGGGAAUGGGCAUUCAGUUUAGUAAACUUGUAGAGGAUAACGUAUCCAAAGGCAAACAACCGAUACAGAACUCUCUUCUCAAUUUUGUAGCCCGCUCAAGGAUAGUGCCACCAGAAGAAGUUGUAACAACAGUGGCGGAUGUAACCGAACCGGAACGUGAAAUCCUGGAACCAACUAGUUUUAAAACAGUUGAUAAGGAGAAGAAAGAUGAUACAAGAGAAACACAACACCCACCUUCUCUCUUUGAACUUCCCUCAGCUUCUCAGAUUGAUUCUGCCGUCUUUAACGAGCUUCCUGACGAUUUAAAGAACGACAUUAUUCAAGAAUAUCAACGAAAAGGAAUCGCUUUAAGUGAAGUGAAUAGUUUUACAAUCAAACCUACAACAUCGUCAGCUGUGAAUGGCUCCUCGGUACCUACGCCGAACUCUGCUGGCACUUCCCGAUCAGAGAAUCCAGUAUCCUAUGACGGCAUUGAAGAAGUAGCGGACAUAGACGCCAGUUAUUGGUCAGCAUUGCCUGACGAUAUUAAAACGGAAAUUGAAAGAGACAUUCAACAACGCAAAGCCGAAUCCACCUCGCCGGUCAAAGGCUGGAAAAGUAUAUUCAAACCUCAACGAUCUCCUGCCAAAGCUACCAGCAAACUGGGAAGCGGGAAGACUAAAGCAGAAGUGAAGCGGAAGACGAAACCGAACGCCCCUUCUAAAGCAAAAAUUCAGCCUAUUGUUAGAGCUCCAAUUGCUGCUGUCCCGGAAGAGAAAAAGGAAGUUCAAGUUCAUCCUCCUGAAGUAUUGAAAGAAGAACUAGGGUUGAGUGGUGCAACUACUCUGCCUGAAAUUCGCCAGUUGUUGAUUGAAUGGUUUUCUUCAACUGAUGUACCUGAAAACGAAGACUGUGAAGCAGUCUCUAGUUUCCUCGCAAGUUUGGUGAAUAAUAAAGAAUUGCACAAGAUUGAGCCAAUCAUUCUUUUUCUAAAAAGAAGGGGGAGUGAUAUAAACGAUUCCUGGAAACGUGCGAUUGAGGAUAUUAUCAAUAAUACGCAACUCUAUGUGAUACAGCAUUACAAUGCUCCAUUAAAACUCCCGUCUCCGGUUUCUUAACUGAUCAUUAUUUUUUCUUGGUUAAAACAAAGAUUUC
Messenger RNA from Daphnia pulicaria, 3204 nucleotides. It is a transcript of the gene Rev1, whose product is annotated as DNA repair protein REV1-like. Gene Ontology annotation, cellular component: nucleus. Gene Ontology annotation, biological process: error-prone translesion synthesis; error-free translesion synthesis. The coding region runs from base 96 to 3167 and encodes 1023 amino acids. NCBI's taxonomy places the organism in Eukaryota, Metazoa, Arthropoda, Branchiopoda, Diplostraca, Daphniidae. The record is from RefSeq and is a predicted model, not a curated record. Gene Ontology annotation, molecular function: deoxycytidyl transferase activity; damaged DNA binding; DNA-directed DNA polymerase activity. The transcript is spliced from 10 exons.